AUGAAGGCUGUGUCUUCCAAGAACAGCUUAGUAGCUUUCUUGCUGAUCAUUUGUUGGUGUUCCUCGGUACAAUUACUCUGCUUCUUUUCUAUUCCCACAGCAGCACAGUCCACCAAUGGAACCCUCCCUCAAGCUGAAAUUGAUGCCCUCAAAGCAAUCGCUGAUGAAUUGGGAAAACAUGACUGGGAUUUCAAUCUAAAUCCUUGUGAUGGGAACGCCAAUUGGUCAAGCCCCAAAAGGGAUCAGUACAACAACACUCUCCACUGCAACUGCACUUUUCCUGAUGGUGUUUGCCACGUUGAAAAACUAUUUCUUAAAGGUCAGGAUUUACAAGGUGUCCUCCCGCCUUCACUCGCCAAGUUACCCUACCUCAAGACAAUUGAUCUCACCAGGAACUACCUUAGCGGCACCAUUCCUCCAGAAUGGGCAUCUAUGAAUUUGGAAUAUCUCUCUGUCAUUGUUAAUCGCUUAUCUGGUCCAAUCCCGGCGUACCUAGGAAACAUAACAACGCUUGUAUAUGUGAGUCUAGAAAGCAACAUGUUUAAUGGAACAAUUCCAGAUGAGCUAGGGAAACUGGAGAAUUUGGCAAAUCUCAUUCUCAGUGCUAAUAAUCUCACCGGUGAUUUACCGACAGCACUCAAUAAUCUUACAAAACUGCAGGAACUUAGGCUGAGCAGUAACAAUUUCACUGGAAGUUUGCCUAAUUUUCAGAACUGGACUAACCUACAAUAUCUUGAGCUCGAAGCUACUGGUUUCCAAGGACCCAUACCUUCCAGCAUUUCUGCCUUGCAAAGUUUAACAGAAUUAAGGAUCAGUGACCUGAAUGGAAGUGCUGCUGAGUUUCCACAAUUACGAGGGAUGACAAACAUGAGUAGUUUGGUGCUGAGGAACUGCAAUAUAUCUGGAAACAUUCCUGGUGACCUUGCUAAUAUGCCAAAUCUAAAGAACCUGGAUCUAAGUUUCAACAAGCUCGAGGGUGGGAUUCCUGAUUUAUCUGGCGUACCAAAUUUGGAGACCAUGUAUUUGACGGGCAAUGCUCUUACUGGACCUAUUCCAGACUGGAUCAAGAGUUCGGAUGCUAAACAUCAGAUUGAUCUUUCAUACAACAACUUCUCACCGGACUCGGAGCCUUCAACUUGUCGUGAAACCCUAAAUUUGUAUAGAAGCUGUGAUGAUGGAAAACCGUUCGCGCAGGCCAAAUGUCUGCAACCUUGUUCCAAAGACUACUAUUCUUUACAUAUCAACUGUGGGGGAGACAAAACUACAGCUGGGAACAGGAUUUUUGAUGCAGAUCUAGAUCCAGGUGGUCCUGCAAAAUUUGUCCCAAACUACAUUGAGAGCUGGGGAACCAGUAAUACUGGUGAUUUUUGGGGCGUGAAUAGUAGUGUUUACACAGCACAGAAUGUCUCUGUUAUUACAGCAAACGACUCGGGAUUGUACGCAUCAGCUCGACGGUCUCCUUUAUCUCUAACUUACUACGGUCGCUGUCUGGCGAAUGGAAAUUACACUGUGACACUUCACUUUGCUGAGAUAAUUCUUAGGGACACUCGAUCUUAUCAAAGCCUUGGAAGACGGAUAUUUGAUGUCUACAUCCAGGGUGAACGGAUAUUAAAGGAUUUUGACAUUGAAGAAGAAGCACAAGGAGUUGACAAGCCUGUACAGAAAGAAUAUAGAGGAGUACUGGUGGACAAUGGAAUUUUAGAAAUACGCCUUGCUUAUGCAGGAAAAGGAUCAACUGCUGUGCCAAGGAGGGGAACAUAUGGACCUUUGAUUUCUGCUAUAUCAGUACAAUCCGAAUUUCCUCCUCCUUCCAAAGGAAAGAAGAAGAUCUUCAUUGCAGUGGGAACCUCGGUUGCUGCGUUAGUCACCAUUCUCGCAGUCCUAGGUAUCAUGUGGAGGAGACAGUAUGCAAGAAACCAUAUAUCAAGAGAGGAAGAACUGAAAGGAUUAGACUUGCGGACUGGUAUAUUCACGUACAGACAGAUUCAAGCUGCAACUGAGAAUUUCAGUGCUGAGAAUAAGAUUGGAGAAGGUGGUUUUGGAGCUGUUUAUAAGGGUACAUUGUUGGACGGAACAAUCAUUGCUGUUAAGCAGCUAUCUCAAAAAUCAAAACAAGGGAAUCGUGAAUUCGUGAAUGAAGUAGGAAUUAUUUCGGGUCUGCUGCACCCAAAUGUAGUGAGAUUGUACGGAUGUUGUAUCGAAGGAAAUCAGCUUUUCCUGGUCUAUGAGUACAUGGAGAACAACAACCUAGCACGCGCGCUCUUCGGUCCAGAGGAGUUGCAACUGGAAAUGGACUGGCCAACAAGGCAAAGGAUUUGUGUUGGAAUUUCAAAAGGCUUAGCUUUCCUUCAUGAUGAGUCAACUUUAAAAAUUGUUCAUCGAGACAUCAAAACCAACAACAUCCUUCUCGAUAAAGAGCUGAAUCCAAAAAUUUCCGACUUCGGUUUAGCCAAACUUGAUGAGGAGGAGAACACACAUAUUAGCACUAGAGUUGCAGGAACAAUCGGGUACAUGGCACCUGAAUAUGCUUUAUGGGGCUACUUAACAUUUAAAGCGGAUGUGUACAGCUUUGGAAUUGUUGCCUUAGAAAUUGUAGCUGGAAAGAGCAAUAUGGCUUACCGGCCGAGUGAAGAUUAUGUUUGUCUUCUUGAUUGGGCCCUCGUUCUACAAACCAAAGGAAGCUUGUUGGAGCUGGUGGAUCCGAGAUUGGGUUCUAAUUUCAAUGAGGAAAAGGCACUGAGAAUGAUCAAAGUAGCACUUAUGUGCACCAAUCCAUCCCCUGCACUCAGGCCUACCAUGUCAUCUGUAGUUAGUCUGCUUGAAGGUCGUUCACGCGACGAUGAUCUGACAUCAGACCCAAGUAUUUACCAUGACGGGCUAAAACUUCAAGGUCUGAGAGACAAAUAUUCUGAGUUGCAGCAAUCCACCAGCUCCCAUUCAGUUUCUAAUCCAUCCGAGAAAGAUACCACUUCUUUGUCAUCUACCAGAAGCUAA
Molecule: messenger RNA, 2994 nt
Organism: Oldenlandia corymbosa var. corymbosa
Lineage: Eukaryota; Viridiplantae; Streptophyta; Magnoliopsida; Gentianales; Rubiaceae
Source: the annotation of a GenBank genome assembly